AUGGAGCUCUCCCUGGUGCCCCUGGAGAACGGCGUUCCCAUGACGGUCAGAGGAGGAGGUGAGGCCCCGGCAGGAGGCUGUGGCCGGGCGGCAGGGGGACAGCUCCAAUGCCCCCCGACGGCCGGGCUCAAGGAUGCGCCCAGGCUGCCGGAGCCGAGGGCGCGCGGCCCGCAGAGGGGCGAGGAUCCCAGAGCGCGCCCUUUGCCACCGCCACCCCACGCGCUGCGGCAGCCUGGACGGCUGCGCCUGGAGGACCAGGAGGGAGAAGGCGACCCUGCGCUGGGCAUGGUGGAGGACCGCGCGCUGGGCACCGGGUCCCUGCACCACCAGCGCGUCCUCAUCAACAUCUCCGGGCUGCGCUUCGAGACGCAGCUGGGCACCCUGGCGCAGUUCCCCAACACGCUCCUGGGGGACCCCGCCAAGCGCCUGCGCUACUUCGACCCCCUGCGCAACGAGUACUUCUUCGACCGCAACCGGCCCAGCUUCGACGGCAUCCUGUACUACUACCAGUCGGGGGGGCGGCUGCGGAGGCCGGUCAACGUGUCCCUGGACGUCUUUGCGGAUGAGAUCCGCUUCUACCAGCUGGGGGAGGAGGCCCUGCAGCGCUUCAGGGAGGACGAGGGCUUCAUUAAGGAAGAGGAGAAACCCCUGCCGCGCAACGAGUUCCAGCGCCAGGUCUGGCUGAUCUUUGAAUACCCGGAAAGCUCCGGGUCCGCGCGGGCCAUCGCCAUCGUCUCCGUGCUGGUCAUCCUCAUCUCCAUCAUCACCUUCUGCUUGGAGACCCUGCCCGAGUUCAGGGACGAACGUGAGCUGCUCCGCCAUCCCCCGGUGCCGCAGCAGCCUCCGGGGCCCGGCUGGGGGGCCAACACCAGCGGGGCGAUGGCGCCUCCUUCUGGCCCCACGGUUGCGCCUCUGCCCAGGACCCUGGCCGAUCCCUUCUUUAUUGUGGAGACCACGUGCGUCAUUUGGUUCACCUUUGAGCUGCUUGUGCGCUUCUUUGCCUGCCCCAGCAAGGCAGAGUUCUCGAGAAACAUCAUGAAUGUCAUCGACGUGGUGGCUAUUUUCCCCUACUUCAUCACCCUGGGCACCGAGCUGGCGGACCAGCAGCCUGGGGGUGCAGGGGGCGGCCAGAACGGGCAGCAGGCCAUGUCGCUGGCCAUCCUCAGGGUGAUCCGUCUGGUGCGCGUGUUCCGCAUCUUCAAGCUCUCCCGCCACUCCAAGGGGCUGCAGAUCCUGGGCAAGACCUUGCAGGCUUCCAUGCGCGAGCUGGGCCUGCUCAUCUUCUUCCUCUUCAUCGGGGUCAUCCUCUUCUCCAGCGCCGUCUACUUUGCAGAGGCCGACAACAGGGACACCCACUUCUCCAGCAUCCCCGAUGCCUUCUGGUGGGCGGUGGUCACCAUGACCACUGUAGGCUACGGUGACAUGAGGCCCAUCACCGUGGGGGGCAAGAUCGUGGGCUCGCUGUGCGCCAUCGCGGGGGUCCUCACCAUCGCCCUGCCGGUGCCCGUCAUCGUGUCAAACUUCAACUACUUCUACCACCGGGAGACAGACCACGAGGAGCAGGCGGCCCUCAAGGAGGAGCAGGCGGGUCAGAACCAGGGGACAGGGGCGGACAGCGGAGGCCAGCGGAAGACCAGCUGGAGCAAGGGAUCCCUUGGCAAGGCUGGGGGGUCCCUGGAGAAUGCAGAGGGAGCCUCAAGGGGCAGUCGCCCCCUGGAGAAGUGUAACCUCAAGGCCAAGAGCAAUGUGGACUUUGGGAGGUCCCUGUAUGCCCUCUGCCUGGACACCAGCCGCGAAACGGAUUUGUAAGGAGGGAUCCAGACAGACCAGAGGCAGUAGGUGGGGACAGCAAAGGACUCCUGAACCUGGACAUCUGCUUUAUGCCGUCGAGUAUUCAAGCCCACCCUGAAACCUAGGGCUGCCCCUCUUCUUUCUCUGCUUCCCUCUCUCCCUCCCUCCCUUGCACCCCCAUUUUCCUCUUCUUUCCAUUACACCAAGGGUCGCCUAUUUUUAAAAAGUACCACAUUCCAUGACGCAGGAGGAGCUGUUGAAAUGGUGAGCGCUGUGAGAUGGAUGUAUUUGUAGCCAGUUUCCUAUACCCAGCAGAGGGAUAACCCAAACAAAAAUGACUUUAAAUAGCCCAGGUCCCCAGAGAUUUUUGUAACCCACCCCCCCAAUCCGUGUGUUCCAAAUUUGCUUUACAUACGAUUGUGUUUGUGUAUAGGAGAAAAUAUUAUUUUUAUGGCUGGUGAGUGGAUUUUGUACUGUAGUUCAGAUGGAGAUAUUUUGGAUAUACUCAAGACAUAUGUGGUAUUUAUAGAAGAGAGUUGUUGUGAUGUUUUUCUGUGAUACUUAUAUUAGAACCAGAGACCCUGGUAGGACUGUUCUGGUUCCUGUGUCUGCAAGCCUCUCUCUUCUGGGAUAUGCUAUCAGUGCUUUGCAUCUCGGGCAAGGAAUCUUCUAGAAGCAAGCAAGCCUGACUAUUUUUGUGCGCCUUAAACAAUUCUUGUAACUUUCUUCAAAACGCAUUUUGAUGAUGUUGAAGGAAGGGCUUCUAAUCAUUCAUUCUCUUUGUUUUUAAUCCCAGGAAAUAAAAUGUUAUUUGGUGGAGGCAAGUGUUAGUUUGUCUGCAG
This is a messenger RNA of Talpa occidentalis (Iberian mole), 2633 nucleotides long. It is a transcript of the gene KCNA5, whose product is annotated as potassium voltage-gated channel subfamily A member 5. The record is from RefSeq and is a predicted model, not a curated record. The transcript has a single exon. Lineage: Eukaryota; Metazoa; Chordata; Mammalia; Eulipotyphla; Talpidae. Gene Ontology annotation, cellular component: voltage-gated potassium channel complex; membrane. Bases 1 to 1809 code for a protein of 602 amino acids. Gene Ontology annotation, biological process: potassium ion transmembrane transport; protein homooligomerization. Gene Ontology annotation, molecular function: protein binding; delayed rectifier potassium channel activity.